Brachypodium distachyon (stiff brome) is the source of this 673-nucleotide messenger RNA. RefSeq lists its product as uncharacterized. The transcript has 2 exons. The record is from RefSeq and is a predicted model, not a curated record. The coding region runs from base 158 to 580 and encodes 140 amino acids. NCBI's taxonomy places the organism in Eukaryota, Viridiplantae, Streptophyta, Magnoliopsida, Poales, Poaceae.
GCGCAGCCCACUUCCCUGUCAAAUUCCCCAAUUCCUCUUCCAAAUCCCUAGCUCUACCUCCAGGCGGGUCGUGGGCGCCCACCUUCGCCGGCGACGAGAUCUUUCGCAACUCCAAGCAGCCACCUGCGCUAUUACCCUGCCGCCGCCGCCAUCUUCGAUGUCUGGUCGGAGUGGCUACACCGACGAUGGCGGCGCGUCGAUGAUGUCCUGGCUUCGAGAUGACGAAGCAAGCUAUGCCAGUUCCCAGAGGAUCCCAAGUGAUUUGGAUGAGUAUGAAGAGGAGAGCAUUGAUCAGGACAACAAGGAGCACAUGGAGUAUUUGGAUUUGGAGUACCAGUACUUGGUGAAUAGAUUGCAAGAAGAUGAAGUUAUUUGCUUCUGCUGCGAGAAGAUGGCUGCUGAGAAGAUGCAACUUGAGAUAGACCUAGCAGGCCAAGAUGUUCAGCUUGAAGUGAUGGAUGAACAAGUUGCAGAGUUGAAGAAGAAGAUUGAAGUGCUUAAGGAAGAAUUAGAUGAGAAGAAUAGGCUACUUGUAAUCUCUGUUGUCAUUGCAUUCAUAUCUGUGAUGGUGUUUGCAUAGGCUUAAGUAUGUAUGGCCUGAACCAGAUGAGGAAAGAAUGUCAAAUUUUAAUGUUGUAUUUUGACUGAGCUAGUUGUUCAAUUUUGAAAUCUA